Durio zibethinus is the source of this 2583-nucleotide messenger RNA. Lineage: Eukaryota; Viridiplantae; Streptophyta; Magnoliopsida; Malvales; Malvaceae. The record is from RefSeq and is a predicted model, not a curated record.
AUGAGAGCGGUUACAAUUUCCUUGUUUGGAUUUCUUCUUGCCAUCGCAGCCAUCGAUAUUAGCUUUUGUAAUGGGAAUUCCAAUGCGCUUUGCAUUGAACGUGAGAGACAAGCCCUUUUGAAGUUCAAGCAAGACCUCAUUGAUCAAUCAAACAGGCUAUCUUCUUGGGUUGAAGGUGAGAAUUGCUGUGAGUGGCUUGGUGUUUUCUGCAAUAACUUGACUGGCCACGUCAAAGAGCUGCACUUGGGGCUUCUUUCAAGAAGUCCUGCUGAAGAUGUGCCAGUCGUUGAAAGGGAUGCUCAUGAGGAUAAGCCAAUUGCUCUGUGGGAUGCUUAUUUUCGGUCAGCUGAAUGGGAUGCUUACUUUCGCUCAAAGCUAGGGGGCAGAGUAAAUCCUUCUUUGAUCGAGUUGAAAUGUCUCAAUUUCCUAGACUUAAGCAAUAACGACUUUGGAGGUCUGGCAAUUCCCGAAUUCAUUGGUUCGAUGAAGAGUUUGACAUAUCUUAACCUUUCUCGGGCAAAUUUUCGAGGAACAAUUCCCCAUAUGCUUGGAAAUCUCUCAAAUUUGCAUUGCCUUGAUCUUGGAUACAAUUCCCUAUUUGAAGCUAAAACUCUUCAAUGGGUUUCUGGUCUUUCUUCUCUGCAGUAUCUUGAUUUGAGUUCUGCAGAUCUUGGUAAAGCAACUGAUUGGCUGCAGGCAACACACAAACUUCCUUCUUUGGUAGAGUUACACUUGUCAGGCUGCAAUCUAAAUAAUGAUUCAUCUCCAAUCAGUGUUAAUUACAAAUCUCUUGCUGUUCUUGAUCUUUCCACAAAUACAUUGUCUUCGGUGCCUACAUGGAUAUUCAGUCUUCGUAGUCUUGUGUCCAUUGAUCUUAGCUCCAAUGAAGUUGAAGGUGUGAUUCCCAAUGGUUUUCAAAAUAUGUCUUCUCUCAAAUUUCUUGAUCUUAGUAGGAAUUCAUUCUCUUCUUCAUCGACACUCAGCUGGUUGUCUAAUUUCAACCAACUUCAAUUCCUUGGUCUUAGCAGUGUCGGCCUGCAAGGUAAUUUUUCAUGUGCCAUUAGAAACUUAAGCUCUCUUACUCAUCUUGAUGUUUCACAUAACCAGCUUGAAAUUAUAGAACCCAAAUGUUUGGAGAGUCUUUGUAAUCUGAGAGAGAUGGAUUUGUCAAAUAACGGAAUUGAUCAUAAGGUAUCAGAAAUCAUAGAGAGUUUGUCUAGAUGUAGUUUGGAUCGAUUAGAGUCAUUAAAUAUUGAAUCUAACAAACUUUCUGGCCAUUUACCUGAUCAACUCAGCCAAUUUAAAAAUCUGGCAUACCUUUCCCUUUCUGAAAACUCCAUUUCUGGUCCCAUUCCAUUCUCAAUAGGGAAGUUGUCAUCAUUGAAAGUUCUUGAUGUUUCGUACAAUCAAUUAACCGGACCUCUUCCGGUAGGGGAGCUAUCAUCUUUGAAGUUGCUUGAUGUUUCAAACAAUCAAUUGAAUGCAACUCUUCCUCAAAGUUUAGGACAACUUGGGAAUUUGGAACAUUUAGACGUUAGCAAUAAUAUGGCAUCUAACAACAUGUUAACGUUUAAACAAAUCCAAGUUGGAUUCCUCCUUUCCACUUGGCUACAAUUCCAAAAGAACUUGUUUCAUUUAGAUAUCUCCCAUGCUGAAAUUUCAGGAACACUUUCCAAUUUUCUUUGCAAUUCCUCAACUAAAUUGGAACCUUUGACCAUUCUUGACAUUGAAUCAAAUCUUCUAUCUGGUGAAAUUCCAAAUUGUUGGGAAAAUUGGCAAUUUUUGAAAGUCUUAAAUUUGGGAAACAACAAUCUAACUGGGAAAAUUCCUAGAUCCUUGGGAUUUUUGCGCCGUGUUCUGUCAUUAAACCUUCGUAACAAUAACCUACUUGGAGAAGUACCAUCUACACUGCAGAAUUUGGUUGACAUGCUUAUUCUUGAUCUUAGUGAAAAUCAAUUGACGGGAAGUAUUCCAGCAUGGAUUGGAGACAACCUCUUAAACCUUGUGGUUCUAAACCUCCGUUCAAAUAACUUCCAAGCCUAUAUUCCUGAUCAAAUUUGUGCUCAUAAUUCUCUUCAGUUCUUGGAUCUUGGUUAUAACAACAUUUCAGGAGCAAUUCCAAAAUGUUUUAGUAACCUAAGUGCCAUGGCCAUAAAACCCCUCAAGAAACACGUGGGAAACAGUACCUGGUCAUUCGAGUCUAAUAACCUGUUUCUUUUGGGUGCAUUAUUGGUGAUGAAAGGAAGAGAGGAUGAUUACAGUACCAUACUAGGACUUGUUGUCGGCAUAGACCUUUCAGUUAACAGUCUCAGAGGAGAGAUCCCCGAAGAACUUGGUAAUCUCAUAGGACUGCGGUCAUUAAAUUUGUCAGGGAAUCUCCUAACAGGAAAGACACCGGAGAACAUUGGCAAUAUGGAGGUGUUGGAAUCUCUUGACUUAUCGAUGAACCGACUCCAUGGUGAAAUCCCUUCAAGUUUCUCCAAUUUGAAUUUCUUGAAUCACUUGAACUUUGAAUCACUUGAACUUGUCCUACAACAACUUGACAGGACAAAUCCCAUCAGGCACGCAGCUGCAAAGCUUUGA